Molecule: messenger RNA, 762 nt
Organism: Didymodactylos carnosus
Lineage: Eukaryota; Metazoa; Rotifera; Eurotatoria; Philodinida; Philodinidae
Source: the annotation of a GenBank genome assembly
AAACAUUUUGGACCUGUUUGGCAGGUGAAAUGGUGUGCAACAGAUGAUCCACAUUAUCCGCGAUUUUGUUCAGCUGGUGGUGAUGGAAAAGUGAUGAGAUGGACUUGCAUUAAAGGUGAAUUACGUCAAGUGUUGAUACUUGAUUUGCCUAGUGCAACGAAACCAACACGUCUCGAAGAUGGAACAUUGUUGGCACUACCAGGACCAGCUAUUGCACUUGAUUUUCAUCGUCUACGAAAAGAAUUAUUUCUGGUUGGAACAGAGGAUGGAAAAAUAUAUAAAGCCACAGUAAAUGAUCCGGGAAUAAUAGAAACACAAUUUGAUGCUCAUGAUUUUGCUGUUCAAUGCCUAAUGAGAUUCGACUUAUGUACAUCGCUACAAGAUAUCGGAUGGUCACCACAUACCUCAACAACAUUUGCGACGUGUGGUGCAGAUGGAAAAGUUUAUGUAUUUGAUAUUUAUUCAAGUAAAUUGGAACCCAUUUGUGAACAAUUAUUAGCCAGUCAAACAGAUAAAAUGUGUACGAAAAUUGUAUUUAAUAGAGUACAUCCAAUUUUACUAGUUGGAGAUGAAAGUGGAUGGUGUAUUUGUUUAAAACUCUCACCAAAUUUAAGACGAAAGGCUAAAACUAGCAAAGGAGUCGAUUUACAACUGGGCGAUGAUGCUGAAUUUAACAAAUUAGUCCAAGUACUGGCACGUACAGUUGCAGGUGAAGCAAAAACCGAUAUUUUAACAUCGCAAACUGCCGAUGUAGAAGAAUAA